AUGAAGCGCAGAAUCGACCACGAUGCGGCGCGCGAUACGAUCUCCAUCGUCGUCCCAGACAAGAACCAGUUCCAGCACAUCUUGCGUCUCCUCAACACCAACAUUGAGGGUCGCCGCAAGAUCAUGUACGCUCUGACCCACAUCCGUGGUGUUGGUCGUCGCUACUCGAACAUUGUCUGCAAGAAGGCUGACGUUGACCUCACCAAGCGUGCUGGUGAGCUCUCCAACGAAGAACUCGAGCGCAUCGUCACCAUCAUGCAGAACCCCCUCCAGUACAAGAUCCCCGAGUGGUUCCUCAACAGACAGAAGGAUGUCAAGGACGGCAAGUACACCCAGGUUGUUGCCAACGUUCUCGACAACAAGAUCCGUGAGGAUCUUGAGCGUCUGAAGAAGAUCCGUGCCCACCGUGGUCUCCGUCACUACUGGGGUGUCCGUGUCCGUGGUCAGCACACCAAGACCACUGGUCGCAAGGGCCGCACCGUCGGUGUCGCCAAGAAGAAGGCUUAAACUAUCUGGUAAGCGGGCUGCUCCACCCGGCCACCGCCACCCAUCACAGACAAGGCUGUGCUGUGAUGAUCGAAUUCUUACCUACAUUACCUGAUUCUUGAAGAAAGCAUUCUAUCCCUGAGCAUGGCGCAUGGAUGGGCACUCGGACGGAUCGGCACCCGUGCAGUGCACUAACCCGACUGUUCUUGCUGCUUCGAUCUUGUAGGACGCACUCCGUUGGUAUCUGUUUGUGUGGCAAUGGCUCAAUAUACAUUUCUG
Messenger RNA from Polychytrium aggregatum, 765 nucleotides. Its product is annotated as ribosomal protein S13/S18-domain-containing protein. Gene Ontology annotation, biological process: translation. The record is from RefSeq and is a predicted model, not a curated record. The transcript has 4 exons. NCBI's taxonomy places the organism in Eukaryota, Fungi, Chytridiomycota, Chytridiomycetes, Polychytriales. The coding region runs from base 1 to 507 and encodes 168 amino acids. Gene Ontology annotation, cellular component: ribosome; cytosol; small ribosomal subunit. Gene Ontology annotation, molecular function: RNA binding; structural constituent of ribosome.